This is a messenger RNA of Anguilla rostrata (American eel), 4512 nucleotides long. RefSeq names its product v-rel avian reticuloendotheliosis viral oncogene homolog A (gene rela). Gene Ontology annotation, cellular component: cytoplasm. The coding region runs from base 247 to 2178 and encodes 643 amino acids. Lineage: Eukaryota; Metazoa; Chordata; Actinopteri; Anguilliformes; Anguillidae. Gene Ontology annotation, biological process: inflammatory response; cellular response to stress; positive regulation of transcription by RNA polymerase II. The transcript has 11 exons. Gene Ontology annotation, molecular function: DNA-binding transcription factor activity, RNA polymerase II-specific; RNA polymerase II cis-regulatory region sequence-specific DNA binding. The record is from RefSeq and is a predicted model, not a curated record.
UGCAGGGGUGGAACCAGAGCUCUUUGGUGAAACUGCGCUGUCGUCACAAUCGCAGACUCUGGUCUGCGAAGAGGGGCGGGGGAGCCGAAAGCGAGAGUAGCCUACAAACUUCUUCACGCUGGAGGAAGACACGAAAACAAACUGCCGCAAACCGAGAACGAAGAGUAAACUAAUUUAUACAGAACACACGGAAGAGAGUUGCUCCGGUCAGUCGUGACUCGAGGUCGAAUUUGGAGUAGAAAAAAGAUGGCUAGUAGUGGUAUAUUUGGAUGGGGUCCAGCUAUGAACCAAGGGAACCCUUACCUGGAGAUCAUAGAGCAGCCCAAGCAGAGGGGCAUGCGCUUCAGGUACAAGUGUGAGGGCCGGUCAGCGGGUAGCAUCCCGGGCGAGAAGAGCAACGACACGACCAAGACGCACCCCGCCAUCAAGGUCCACAACUACAGUGGCCCACUCCGCGUGCGCAUUUCCCUGGUUACCAAAACCCCUCCCUACAAGCCACACCCCCACGAGCUCGUUGGCAAGGACUGUAAGCACGGUUACUACGAGGCCGAUCUGCAGGACAGACGCGUGCACAGCUUUCAGAAUCUGGGCAUUCAGUGCGUGAAGAAGAAAGAUGUGGCCGAGGCCAUUUCCUGCAGGUUGCAGACGCACAACAAUCCCUACAACAGUGAGUACUGCACGCCGUUUCGGCUGUGGCACACGGCUCGCUGGAGUCAUGUUUUCACACUUGAGUCAAUACGCUGUAUUUUUCUCUGUUCAGCUUUUACGUCUGUUGACCUGUGUACGCCCCCUCACCUGUUGUCCCAGCCCAUAUACGACAACCGGGCUCCCAACACCGCCGAGCUGAAGAUCUGUCGGGUGAACAAGAACUCCGGGAGCUGCAGGGGCGGCGAUGAAAUCUUCCUUCUGUGUGACAAAGUGCAGAAAGAGGACAUCGAGGUGCGCUUCUACCUGGACUCCUGGGAGGGGAAAGGGUCCUUCUCCCAGGCGGACGUCCACCGGCAGGUGGCCAUCGUCUUCCGCACGCCCCCCUACAGUGACCCCCACCUCACGGAGCCCGUGCGGGUGAAGAUGCAGCUGCGCAGGCCGUCCGAUCGCGAGGUCAGCGAGCCCGUGGACUUCCAGUACCUGCCUGCCGACCAAGAUGAGUACAGACUGUUGGAGAAGAGGAAGCGCACUGAGGGAAUGUUCCAGAACCUGAAGCUGGGAAACAGCAUGCCAGGGCCUGUGUCCGGAGAGAGGAGACCGUUCCCCGCGGCCAGGAGAACAGUGCCUGCUUCCAAACCCCCAGCCGCUCGGGUGCAGCCUGUGGUACACUCUGUGGCUCCGGUGGCUCCAGUCAAACCCUCGCCGUUUUUCGGGCAGCAGCCGGGCCAGCUGUUCUCCGCCCCGCCCAAGUCGGAGGCGGUCCCCGUCUCGGAACCCUGGCAGUUCCCCGGCGGCCUCGCUCUGGACUCCCAGCCGACGGCCUCCACGGUGACCAGCCUCUCCGCCCCCGGCCCCGCCCCUUCCGCGGCGGCCCCCUCCCAAGACUUCCGCACCGUGAACCUGUCCGACCUGUUCGGGUUCAACUUCCCCUUCUCCAGCAGCCAGGAAACGGGGUCCAAGCUGGGCGCUGCUGACGGAGCAGGAGGAGGUGCAGGAGGAGGCGGAGGAGGUGGAGUCGGGGCGGGGGUUCCCGAGGCCGCCGUCCACUCGGAGCCCGGGUCCGCCUUCGGGGCGAUUGGGUCGGGGGCGCGGUUCAGGACAGACCACGCGCUGGGUGACGAAGAGCUGGCCGAAUUCCCCUGCCUGAGGGACGCCCACGUGUCCGGCAAUCUGGACAGCAUCGACACCGAGGCCUUCCAGGCCCUGCUGGGCCAGAGCGGCAUGGCGGGGGAUGGUCUGGGCAACGCUGGGGGGUCCUGCCCCAUGGCCCAGUCCUCCUCAGCCUCCGACAGUUCCGCUCACGAGCCCCCCGACCUGUCCGCCAACAACCACGUCUGCGGGGGCACGUGGAUGAAUUACCCCAACAGCAUCAUGAGCCUGCUGCAGAACGAGGGCAUGAUGGAGGUCCCCAUGGCCGCGGCGAGCAACCCCCCGGUCCUCGACGACCUGGACGACCUGGACGAGGACCGCCUCAUGUCCCUUCUGAACUGCGGCACCCCGCCCAGCUUCAUGCCCGGACACCACACUUAACCCCGCCUACUCCCUGCUUCUUCGUUGGCCAAACUGAGCUGCCCCAAUGUGUUCCCCCCUCCCCCUCUGUCCUCCCCCAGCAGUUCUGGUCAUGCUGUUGUUGCCAUGGUGCUGGAGGGGCUCAGGCAACAAACAGUCAAAAUGGGGAAGGUUUGAGACUUUUCAGACGAGGGGUUCGUUUCUCCUUGUUAUAGGUGUGGGUUUGCUCAGGACCUCCCAAGCUAUGCCGGGGCAUAUUAAACAGGAAUUUGUAUAUAGUGGGGGGGGGGGGGGACCCUGUUUUAACAGGGCCAUACAUGUAUCUAGAGUCUGCUGAAAGCCAGAGAGGUCAUGCCCACGUAAGUGUUUUUAUAAAUGCUGUCAAAUAUGAAUAUGCAAUGCACACCGCCCAGGGAAAAAAAAGAAAAAGAAAAAAGUGGGCGGGGCUAGACUGAAGGAAGUACUUUUUAUUCAAAGCAACUGGACAACUGUAAACUUGCUUUUGUUGUAUCAUGACCGUACGUUACUGUCCAGGACCCCACUGUAUUUCAGUGUGUCUACAGAAGAAGAUGCUCCACAGCGCACACCUUGUUAAAUGUCUCCACUGGAAAAUCCUGACCCCUGUAAAGCAGCCUUGCCAAGAAGUGUCUUCAGGGUCACAGGACGAAGUUGCAACUGUUCAGUCCGUACCGUGGGUUCGAAAACCUUGGAUGGGAACGUGCUGGAAAGAAACCGUGAAGAAAAUCCACAGCAAAAUACAGUUUUGGUCUCAUUAUUGCUGAUCUGAUUCUUUGUUCCCUUUUGGACAUACUGAGGUAACUCAAGAGAAGCUUGCUGUAUUGCAGACAGCCUCACAAGUCCUGCCUGCAGAAGUGUGGUGGAAUAAUUCCCUCAUUUUGGGGCGAGGUGUGGAUCCCAGUCCAAUCUACUGGUGCUGUUCCAUUCAGCAGCGGGGAGUGUUUGGACUUCCUGUUCCUCCCAGAAUGGCAGGGGGGAGUAGGGCGGUUGAAUAGCUAGUAGAGAGAGGGCCAGCAGUUCACAGCAGACUCUCUUCAGGGGAAAGACUAGUGUGCCUUACUUACCGGCUAAAGUUGUAGCAGUGAAAAAAGAGGGAUGGCUCACCUCCAGCCCUGGAGCGGUUCCACCAGUUCCCCACCUCUCUUCCAGUCUCCAAUCUUCCAGGCUGGGUAGGAAAGUCAAGCAGGCUCGGUAGAGCCCGUUGUUUGGUUAGUCAAAGUGCCUGGCGGGAACCAAAACUGUGUGGGCACUGUUUCCCUCCAGGACUAGAGAUGAGCAACCCCAGUGUACAGUUUACUGAGCGGAACUUGUUUCAGACUGCCUGCAUGGCGGAAAAUUGGUUCCCUGAAAGGGAAACGAAGAGAAACGUGACAUCCCCAAUCUUCUCUUGUGCAGUCGGUGGUUAUUUCCUGACACUGCAUGAAAUGCUGUGUCUCGUUUCCCUGAACGGCUGUGAGCUGGAGUUCAGGGCAGGAAGCUAACUUUUUUUUGUCCACUGGCCACAGUGGCUGACGCAUCCCAAUAUUCACCAGCCAGGUUAACUGUUUUAAUGGACAACUAGGCAUUUAGAACUGAACAGGUCCUCCAAGUGAUGGGUGAUUACCUAAGGAGCUGGCAGAGUAGACCGUUAUCAGCCAGAUAAAUGUUACCAGAAUUUGGCUGGUGGCUGGUGUUGAGUUCCCAGCCAGUGUACAUUUGUACAGUAUCUUUGUUUUUACUUGUGUGUCCGUCUCUAUACUUUGUUGUCUCAUUUCUUUAUGAGGAUUUUAAUUUCAAAAACACCCGCUUGUUAGCUGAUUAACAAGACCAGGUCAAAACCUAGUAUAUGGCUGGACCUAACACACUUCAUCCAGCCGACCAAUGGUGUAACUUCGUCACUCACUCAGUCAGACAUUCACGUUUGUAGGGCUGGCCCCGCUGUUGCGGUCCAGACAAAAAAAACAAAACAGGAUUAGUUCUGCAAGUGGCAUUACUCCAGAUGAAAUGAGCAGAUGUAGCCAGUUUCUAGCAACUUGUCAGAUAGUUGUGUAUACCACAAGUUCUCAAGUGGCUCAAGUUUGAUGCCUUCGUGUCUUUUAUUGUGUCCUUAUUGUCACUUGCCAUACGGCAGCACAGAAACGUUGUAAAUGACUUCGCUAUGAUGUGCCUUUAUUCUCAGUAACGGUUGCACAAUCUGUACGCAAGCACACACUUUAUAUUUUCACAAAUACGUUCACAUACAACACCGAAGUAAAUAAAAAUCCAGUACGAACAUCAUGGUAGUAAACACACUGACGUUGCAUUGCCUUGAGACUGUUCAAUACGCAUACUGAAAAUAAACAGAAACUUCUGCCUGGA